This is a messenger RNA of Triticum turgidum subsp. durum (durum wheat), 312 nucleotides long. The record is from the annotation of a GenBank genome assembly. Lineage: Eukaryota; Viridiplantae; Streptophyta; Magnoliopsida; Poales; Poaceae.
AUGGCGGAGGAACCGUCCGCCAAGCGUCAUCAUGCCGAGACGUCGGACAAGAGGAGCAACCUCGUCGACAUUAACACGUCGGACAAGAGGAGCAACCUCGUCGACAUUAACGCCCCCGGCGAGAAGCGCGAGUACACCAGAAUGCUCAAAGGGGUUGAGCUCCACGGCAAGGAGACGUUGGAGAUCGUCUGCACCAGCAAACCAGACAAGGCCGACGAGGUGAUCUCCAGGCUCUGGAGCAAGCUUGGCGGCAGGUUUCGUAGGAUCAUCGGCGUUGGUGUGCACUACACCAAUGAAGAUGAACCUCCCUAG